CCUAUUUGUAAACCAUGCAGCAAGAUCAGGGCGGUGUUACUUUCAUGAACAUGGGUAGUUCGGAUGCUUUCGGAAGCGAGAUGUCGGCUCAGCAAGUGACCUCUAGUCAGAAAGUUCAUAUCCUUCCAUUGAGUAUUCGCUUUGGUUCCUUUAUCUGAACAUAUUCGUAUUCAGCAGCGAAAUGGACGCAAGAGUAUUACCACCGUUCAAGGUUUGGCUGAAGAUCUGAACCUUAAGUUGAUUUUGAAGACGUGGAAGAAGAGCUUUACUUGCAACGGUGCGAUUGUCAAUGACGAGGAGCACGGAAAAGUAAUUCAGCUCCAGGGAGAUCAGCGUGAAAACGUCCGUGAUUUCCUUGUAAGCGAGGAAAUUAUCGGAAAAGAUGAUAUUGUGGUGCAUGGUUUCUAAUUCGUUGU
Blastocystis hominis is the source of this 416-nucleotide messenger RNA. RefSeq lists its product as hypothetical. Bases 15 to 158 code for a protein of 47 amino acids. The record is from RefSeq and is a predicted model, not a curated record. The transcript is spliced from 3 exons. Lineage: Eukaryota; Bigyra; Opalinata; Blastocystidae.